Heteronotia binoei (common prickly gecko) is the source of this 6596-nucleotide messenger RNA. RefSeq names its product myosin heavy chain 11 (gene MYH11). The record is from RefSeq and is a predicted model, not a curated record. Lineage: Eukaryota; Metazoa; Chordata; Lepidosauria; Squamata; Gekkonidae. Gene Ontology annotation, cellular component: myosin complex. Gene Ontology annotation, molecular function: actin filament binding; ATP binding; cytoskeletal motor activity.
CUCUAUAUAGGGGGUUGGUAGAGGCAGUGUGCCCUUGGACUGCCCCAGCUCUCAGCUGUUCGGGUUCCGGACUCUCCAACACACUUUCUGCCUUCUUCCCUGGACCUCUGUGUCCCUUGAGCCAAGAUGGCACAGAAAGGCCAACUGAGCGACGAUGAGAAGUUCCUUUUCGUGGACAAGAACUUCAUCAACAGCCCCGUGGCGCAGGCGGACUGGUCGGCUAAGAAGCUGGUGUGGGUCCCGUCGGAGAAACACGGGUUCGAAGCUGCCAGCAUCAAGGAGGAGAAAGGCGAGGAGGUGUUGGUGGAGCUGGCUGAGAACGGGAAGAAGGUCUCCUUCAGCAAGGAUGACAUCCAGAAGAUGAACCCGCCCAAGUUCUCCAAGGUGGAAGACAUGGCGGAGCUCACCUGCCUCAACGAAGCCUCCGUGCUGCACAAUCUACGAGAGAGAUAUUUCUCCGGCCUCAUUUAUACUUACUCUGGCCUCUUCUGUGUGGUGGUGAACCCGUACAAACAGCUGCCCAUCUACUCGGAAAAAAUUAUCGACAUGUACAAAGGGAAAAAGCGGCACGAGAUGCCCCCGCACAUCUAUGCGAUUGCCGACACAGCGUACCGGAGCAUGCUACAAGAUCGAGAAGACCAGUCUAUUUUGUGCACAGGGGAAUCAGGAGCCGGCAAGACAGAAAACACCAAGAAAGUCAUCCAGUACUUAGCCGUCGUGGCCUCCUCUCAUAAGGGCAAAAAGGAUGUCAGCAUCACGGGUGAACUGGAGAAACAGCUACUGCAGGCAAACCCCAUCCUGGAAGCUUUUGGGAACGCCAAAACAGUGAAGAAUGACAACUCCUCCCGCUUUGGGAAAUUCAUCCGCAUCAAUUUUGAUGUUACCGGCUACAUUGUCGGAGCCAACAUAGAAACCUACCUGCUGGAGAAGUCUCGUGCUAUCCGCCAGGCCCGAGAAGAGAGGACUUUCCACAUCUUCUACUACAUGAUCGCUGGAGCCAGUGACAAAAUUAAGAAUGAGCUGCUGCUGGAAGGCUUCAACAACUACACCUUCUUGUCCAACGGCUAUGUGCCCAUCCCCUCUCAGCAAGACGACGAGAUGUUCCAGGAGACUCUGGAGGCCAUGGGCAUCAUGGGCUUCAACGAAGAGGAGCAAAUUGCCAUGCUGAGAGUCGUAUCGUCUGUUCUCCAACUCGGUAACAUUGUUUUUAAGAAAGAGAGGAACACCGACCAGGCCUCUAUGCCGGACAACACAGCUGCACAGAAAGUAUGCCACCUGAUGGGUAUUAAUGUGACGGACUUCACGCGAGCCAUCCUGACCCCGAGGAUCAAGGUGGGGAGAGACGUCGUCCAGAAAGCUCAGACCAAAGAACAGGCUGACUUUGCAAUAGAGGCUUUGGCCAAAGCGACGUACGAACGUUUGUUCCGCUGGAUUCUCAGUCGGGUCAACAAAGCCCUUGACAAAACCAAAAGGCAGGGCGCUUCCUUCUUGGGAAUCCUAGAUAUUGCUGGCUUUGAGAUUUUUGAGGUCAACUCAUUUGAGCAGCUGUGCAUCAAUUACACGAAUGAGAAGCUGCAGCAGCUUUUCAACCACACCAUGUUCAUCCUGGAGCAGGAGGAGUACCAGCGGGAGGGCAUCGAGUGGAACUUCAUUGACUUUGGGCUGGACCUGCAGCCCUGCAUCGAGCUCAUCGAGAGACCCAAUAACCCCCCUGGCGUCUUGGCCCUUCUGGAUGAGGAGUGUUGGUUCCCCAAGGCGACAGACACCUCUUUCGUGGAGAAACUGGUUCAGGAGCAGGGCAACCACCCCAAGUUCCAAAAGCAGAAGCAGCUGAAGGAUAAGACGGAGUUUGCCAUCAUCCAUUACGCGGGGAAGGUCGAUUACAACGCGACUGCCUGGCUGACCAAGAACAUGGACCCCCUGAAUGAUAACGUGACGGCUUUGCUCAAUCAGUCCUCUGAGAAGUUUGUGGCAGACCUUUGGAAAGACGUGGACCGGAUUGUGGGGCUGGACCAGAUGGCGAAGAUGACGGAGAGCUCCCUCCCGAGCGCCUCCAAGACCAAAAAGGGAAUGUUCCGGACAGUCGGGCAGCUGUACAAGGAGCAGCUGACCAAGCUGAUGACCACCCUGAGGAACACCAGCCCCAACUUCGUCCGCUGCAUCAUCCCAAACCACGAGAAAAGGUCAGGGAAACUGGAUGCCCACUUGGUCCUGGAACAGCUCCGGUGUAACGGUGUCUUGGAGGGGAUCCGAAUCUGCCGCCAGGGCUUCCCCAACAGAAUUGUCUUCCAGGAGUUCCGCCAGCGCUAUGAAAUUCUUGCUGCAAAUGCGAUUCCCAAGGGAUUUAUGGAUGGGAAGCAGGCGUGCGUCCUUAUGAUCAAAGCCCUGGAACUGGAUCCCAACUUGUACCGGAUUGGGCAGAGCAAGAUCUUCUUCCGAACGGGUGUCCUGGCCCACCUGGAAGAGGAACGAGACCUGAAGAUCACAGAUGUCAUCAUCACCUUCCAAGCCCAGAGUCGGGGCUAUCUGGCUAGGAAAGCGUUUGCCAAGAGGCAGCAGCAGCUGACGGCAAUGAAGGUCAUCCAGAGGAAUUGUGCCGCUUACCUGAAGCUGAGGAAUUGGCAGUGGUGGCGACUCUUUACCAAAGUGAAACCGCUGCUGCAGGUCACACGCCAAGAAGAAGAAAUGCAGGCCAAAGAUGAAGAGCUCAAGUCAGUGAAGGAGAGACAAACGAAGGCGGAAAGUGAACUGAAGGAGCUGGAACAGAAACACAACCAGCUGUGUGAGGAGAAGAACCUCCUCCAGGAGCAGCUCCAGGCUGAGACGGAGCUCUUCGCAGAGGCCGAGGAGAUGCGGAUCCGUCUGGCCGCCAAGAAGCAGGAGCUGGAGGAGAUCCUGCACGAGAUGGAGGCCCGGAUCGAGGAGGAAGAAGAGCACGGCCAGCAGCUGCAAGCCGAGAAGAAGAAGAUGCAGCAGCAGAUGCUGGAGCUGGAGGAGCAGCUAGAAGAAGAAGAAGCCGCCAGGCAGAAGCUGCAGCUUGAGAAGGUCACGGCUGAGGCCAAGAUCAAGAAACUGGAAGACGACCUCUUGGUCAUGGAUGACCAGAACAUCAAGCUCUCCAAGGAAAGGAAACUCCUCGAGGAGCGGAUCAGCGACCUGACAACCAACCUGGCGGAAGAGGAGGAGAAGGCCAAAAACUUGACCAAGCUGAAGAACAAGCACGAGUCGAUGAUUUCGGAGCUGGAAGUCCGGCUGAAGAAGGAAGAGAAAGGCCGGCAGGAGCUGGAGAAGAUGAAGCGGAAGCUCGAGGGGGAUGCCAGCGACCUCCACGAGCAGAUUGCCGACCUCCAGGCCCAGAUAGCCGAGCUGAAGAUGCAGCUGGCCAAGAAGGAGGAGGAGCUCCAGGCAGCCUUGGCCAGACUUGAAGAUGAAAUCGGCCAGAAAAACAACGCUCUCAAGAAGAUCCGGGAGUUGGAAGCCCACAUCUCCGACCUCCAGGAGGACCUCGAUUCGGAUCGGGCGGCGCGGAACAAAGCAGAGAAGCAGAAGCGAGACCUGGGGGAGGAGCUGGAGGCCCUGAAGACGGAGCUGGAGGACACCCUGGACAGCACGGCCACGCAGCAGGAGCUCCGAGCCAAGAGGGAGCAGGAGGUGACGGUGCUGAAGAGGGCCCUGGAGGAGGAGGUCCGCAGCCACGAGGCCCAGGUGCAGGAGAUGCGGCAGAAGCACACACAGGCAGUGGAGGAGCUGGCCGAGCAGCUGGAGCAGUUCAAGCGGGCCAAAGCCAACUUGGACAAGAGCAAGCAGGCUCUGGAGAAGGACAACGCUGACCUGGGGGCCGAGGUCCGGUCGCUGAGCCAGGCCAAGCAGGAGGUGGAGCACAAGAAGAAGAAGCUGGAGGUCCAGGUCCAGGAGCUGCAGUCCAAGUUCACGGAGGGAGAGCGCAUCCGGACGGAGCUGAACGAGAAGGUCCACAAGCUGCAGGUUGAGGUUGAAAACGUUACUGGGCUGCUCAACGAAGCUGAUGUCAAGACCAUUAAGCUCACGAAAGACGUGGGGACGCUGAGCUCUCAGCUCCAAGACACUCAGGAACUCCUCCAAGAGGAAACUCGACAGAAGCUCAACUUGUCCACGAAGCUCCGCCAGAUCGAGGAGGAGAAGAACAGCCUGCAGGAGCAGCUGGACGAAGAGGUGGAGGCCAAGCAGAACCUGGAGAGGCACAUCUCCACCUUGACUGUGCAGCUCUCUGACUCCAAGCGGAAGAUGCAGGAGUACGUCAGCACCAUCGAAAGCGUGGAAGAAAGCAAGAAGAAGCUCCAGAAGGAAAUGGAAGGCCUCACGCAGGAGUUUGAGGAGAAAUCGGCUUUGUAUGACAAACUGGAAAAAACCAAGAACAGGCUACAGCAAGAGCUGGAUGACCUCUUGGUCGACUUGGACAACCAGCGGCAGCUGGUCUCCAACCUGGAGAAGAAGCAGAAGAAGUUCGACCAGAUGCUGGCCGAGGAGAAGAACAUCUCUUCCAAAUAUGCGGAGGAAAGAGACCGGGCAGAGGCCGAAGCCCGUGAGAAAGAAACCAAGGCCCUUUCCCUGUCCCGGGCUCUGGAGGAGGCCUUGGAAGCCCGCGAGGAGCUGGAGAGAACCAACAAGUCCUUGAAGGCGGAGAUGGAGGACCUCGUGAGCUCCAAGGACGACGUCGGCAAGAACGUCCACGACUUGGAGAAAUCCAAACGGGCCCUGGAGCAGCAGGUGGAGGAGAUGAAGACACAACUGGAGGAGUUGGAGGACGAGCUGCAGGCCACGGAGGACGCCAAGCUGAGGCUGGAGGUCAACAUGCAGGCCCUGAAGGGCCAGUUCGAGAGAGACCUGCAGGCCCGUGACGAGCAGAACGAGGAGAAGAGACGUCAGCUCCAGAAGCAGCUUCAUGAGCUGGAGACGGAACUGGAAGACGAGCGAAAGCAGCGGGCCUUAGCGGCCGCAGCCAAGAAAAAAUUGGAAGUGGACAUCAAGGACUUAGAAGGCCAGGCAGACUCAGCCAACAAGGGCCGGGAAGAAGCCAUCAAACAACUCCGGAAACUCCAGGCGCAGAUGAAGGACUUCCAGCGGGAACUGGACGAUGCCCGUGCGGCCCGAGAAGAAAUCUUCACCACUGCCCGAGAGAACGAGAAGAAGGCCAAGAGUCUGGAGGCUGAGCUGAUGCAGCUGCAAGAGGAUCUGGCGGCAGCUGAAAGAGCACGGAAACAAGCAGAGCAGGAGAAGGAGGAUUUGGCCGAAGAGUUGGCAAGCUCUGCCUCUGGAAGAACGAGUCUCCAGGACGAGAAGCGGCGUUUGGAGGCCCGGAUCUCCCAGAUGGAGGAGGAGCUGGAAGAGGAGCAGAGCAACAUGGAGGCCAUGAGCGAGCGCUUCCGGAAGGCCGUGCAGCAGGCGGAGCAGCUCAACAACGAACUGGCCACGGAGCGGACCACGGCCCAGAAGAACGAGAGCGCCCGCCAGCAGCUGGAGAGGCAGAACAAGGAGCUGAAGGCCAAGCUGCAGGAGAUGGAGGGGGCCGUCAAGUCCAAGUUCAAGGCCACCAUCACCGCCCUGGAAGCCAAAAUCGCUCAGCUGGAGGAGCAGGUGGAACAGGAAUCCCGGGAGAAACAGGCUGCAGCAAAGACUCUGCGCCAAAAGGACAAGAAGCUCAAAGAGGUCUUGCUGCAGGUGGAGGACGAGCGGAAGCAAGCAGAGCAAUACAAAGACCAGGCCGACAAGGCCAGCAGCCGGGUCAAGCAGCUCAAGCGCCAGCUGGAAGAGGCAGAGGAGGAAUCUCAGCGCAUCAACGCCAGCCGCCGGAAACUGCAGCGGGAGCUGGACGAGGCCACGGAGAGCAGCGAUGCCAUGGGCCGGGAGAUGGCGGCCCUGAAGAACAAGCUCAGGCGUGGGAACGAGCCGGCUUCCUUUGCCCCCUCUCGGCGCUCCGGCGGGGGCCGGAGGGUGGUCGAAAACGCCGCCGCUGAGGGCUCGGAGGAGGAAGCUGACGCCCGAGACGGAGACAAAGCCAGCGAAUAAAACGCCACGCUUGCAAAAGAAGUGCUUGCAGCAGAAAACUCAAAAACUCCAGACCAAACUCAAGAGGCGCGCGCGCAUGUGGUGUGGUGUGUCUACUUCUAGCACUGUCCGCAGCCUCCCUUUGGCUAAAGCCCUGCCCCGCCCCCCCAAGGCAUUGGAAAGAGCACCACUGGCUUCUUCUUCAGUACACACACACACACACAAUAUGCUUGUGUGACCGCCGUGCAAGGCCUUUCCCCCCAAAAGUUGACUCAGCACCUCUGUGCUUCGUGGAGGCGGAAUGUGCCCCCCCGCCCAGGGAGAGCAACUGCCCCUCUCCCCUCUUGCUGUCCCCCCCUUCCUACUCCAUUUCUAGGUGUUGCGUUCGGAUGCUGCACCCCGAGCGCUCAUCAGUUCACUCGAACAAGUGCCUUCCCUUCGCCACUUUAAUUUUUAUUUGAGGGGAGGGGGGAGAGAAGGUAAAAUGUAAUUAAGUCAACUGUUUUUGAACUUCUGAAUGUGCUUUCAAAACACACACUAAUAAUAAUUAAAAAAAAAGGUUUAUAAAAUCA